UGAUGGAAGUGAAUGAAGACAAACAUCCUCAUUUCACAAAUGAAGAUGGAAAACUGACAUAUAAAAAUGAAGACAAGCAUCUGUUAGAAAAACCUCAUAAUUUCACAAAUGAAGAUGGAAAUGCAGUCGUUUCAAAGACUGAAGAGAAUUUCACACAGAAACAAUUUGGAAAAUCUGGAGUCAAAGGAUCUUUAACCUGCUCUGAGUGUGGAAAGAGUUUCAGACAGAAAUCAGACCUUAAAAGACACAUGAGAAUUCACACUGGAGAGAAGCCUUAUACAUGCACUCAGUGUGGAAAGAGUUUCAUUCGGAAAGAACACCUAAAUGAUCACUUGAGAAUUCACACUGGAGAAAAACCGUUCACAUGCUCUCACUGUGGAAAGAGUUACAGACAUCAAGGACACCUAAGUGUGCACAUGAAAGUUCACACUGGAGAAAAAACAUUCACAUGCUCUCAGUGUGGAAAGAGUUUCACAUCCAAAAGAAAUCUCAACUAUCAUCUGCUCUCUCACUCUGGAUUGAGAUCAUUUAGCUGUGAUCAGUGUGAUAAAACAUUUGUUUUGAAAUCACACUUAAGAGCACACCUUAACGUUCAUACUGGUGUGAAGCCUCACUUCUGUUCUUUUUGUGGAAAGAGUUUUUUACUACUGCAAACUUUACAAGUGCACCAGAGUAUUCAUACUGGUGUGAGACCUUAUAUGUGCUUUGACUGUGGGAAGAGCUUUAUUACAUCCAGCAACUUAAAAACACACCAGAGAGUUCACACUGGAGAGAAACCGUACAAGUGUUCACACUGUGGAAAGAGUUUCACUCAGCUAUCUCAUCUACAGACUCAUAAGAAAAAACGUUGCCCGAAGUUGUCUAAUGAGCAAAGUUCAUGUUCAGAUCCAUCGGUUACAAAUAAUACACUUACAAGUAAAUAAUUUGACGUUCAGAUUCAACAAAAGCUGGAUGAUUUGCUAAAAUUAGUAGUUAAGUUUGAUUGUUUGACAAGGUGAACCUUUGGGGUAGGUCAAAUUAAUAGUUCAGAAAACUAGUGUGUUGCCAUGAAACAAUUUGUGAAGAGAUGUGUUUUGUUUCUUUGUGGAGUUUAAUUAAAAUAAUCAUUUUCUCUUGCCCAACAAUCUUGGGCAUUUCAGGUGAACUGUAAGCUGUAAUUCUGUACCUUGUACAUCGUUACAAAACCAUUAAUGGUUGACUUUUUAAUGUUGUAUUUAUAUUUUAAUGCACACAUACCUAAUUUGCCAAUAAAUCAGUUUUAUCAAUUGCAAUAAAGAAUUGAA
Molecule: messenger RNA, 1283 nt
Organism: Rhinichthys klamathensis goyatoka
Lineage: Eukaryota; Metazoa; Chordata; Actinopteri; Cypriniformes; Leuciscidae
Product: gastrula zinc finger protein XlCGF7.1-like
Exons: 1
Coding region: 3-923 (306 amino acids)
Biological process (GO): regulation of transcription by RNA polymerase II
Molecular function (GO): RNA polymerase II cis-regulatory region sequence-specific DNA binding; DNA-binding transcription factor activity
Source: RefSeq, a predicted model, not a curated record